GAACUCAAGUUCACUGAAAAAUGAAAGCAGGUCCGUCUUAACUUGAUCUCUCGCAGUUAAAGCAGACCGGUUGUGCUGAGAGCCGCAGCUGCUAGACUUAAAUAGAGCAGAGUUAGAGGCGCUCACGGAGAGAAGAAGCGCAUGCUUAAAACGCACUCCGGUGGAAAGUUGCGCGGAAUGCUCUUUCUGGGGAAGUUUUGCCGCCCUUCCUUCACUCCAGACUCAAUGAUGCAUCGGAGGAAGUACGUGUUUAACCUGGAAAAUUGCAAUCGGACGGAAUAAAGCGCAGCUGUCCGCCUAACUCUUACACUGCGACGCAGACAAAGCCGCCCGACGACCCGUGUGAGGACAGCUGGGGAUCACGAACGCGCCUGCGGACUCGCGGAGAUUGGAUGCGCCUUUAAGAAGCGCAGAAGACUAUGGGCUGUAACAAGGUGUGCGUGGCGCUGGUCGGGGCGGUUGUCGUCAUCACGCUCAUCGUUAUUCCCACGGCAAUUUACGUAAACAGAGACGAGUCUGCAUUAAAGAGAACUUAUUCUUUUAGCGACUUCUACAACGAUACCAUCAGGUAUAAAACAUACAGCCUCCACUGGAUAUCAGACAAAGAAUACCUCCACAAAACCAGCGAAGGCCAUAUUUACUUGCACAAUGCUGAAACAAAGGAAAGCUCAAUUUACCUGAGCAACUCAACAUUUGCCCAAGUGGAGGCCACGGAUUACAUAUUGUCAGCAGACCAAAAGUUUGUCGCCUUCGAGAGCAAUUACUCAAAGCAAUGGCGACACUCCUUCACUGCCUCCUAUCACAUGUACAACAUGGAGUCUCGGAAAUUUCUCUCCGAGGUUCAGAUUCCAGCCGUCACGCAGUUCUUGCUGUGGGCACCGGUAGGAAAUAAACUGGCUUACGUCUGGAAUUAUAAUAUUUACCUCAAAAAGAACGCCACUGCUGAGGCCGUACAAGUUACUCACGAUGGAAAAGUUAACCAAGUUCUCAAUGGGGUUCCAGACUGGGUUUAUGAAGAGGAAGUUUUUGCAUCCAACGAAGCCAUCUGGUGGUCUCCGCAGGGGAAAUAUCUGGCUUAUCUACAAGUCAACGACACUGGAGUUCACAGCAUCGAAUACUCGUUGUAUGGAAAUGACCAGUAUCCCACCACAGUAUUUAUCCCCUACCCAAAAGCGGGCUGUGUUAUUCCCAGAGCAAGGCUGUUUGUGAUCGACGUGGAAAAUCCGUCUAGACAAACAGAAGUGGUGGUGCCGAAAUCCGUCGGCAUAGGCGAUCACUAUCUGAGAACGGUCACCUGGGUCACAGAUGAACGACUGGCUGUUCAGUGGCUUCCACGGCGACAGGACAGCGUCCUCCUGCAGAUCUAUGACUAUGAUGGCACUAAAUGGAAAGAAACCCUGAAAUUUGAUCAAAAGAGCAAAACUGGAUGGGUUGGACGGUACUUUCCUGCAGCUCCUUUCUUUGCUGCAAAUAACAUGAGUUUUUACAAAGUUAUAAGCAAUGACAACGGUUAUAAACAUCUCCACUAUGUAGAAGCCGGAAAAGCAACACCCAUAACCUCGGGCAAAUGGGAAGUGAUAUACAUCUCAAAAGUAACCAAAGAUUCCAUUUACUACGUGAGUAAUGAACACAUGGGAAGACCUGGACAGAGAAACCUUUACAAGAUUUCUAUAAGCAAGAGUGGACAUUCUGCCCCCGAGUGCCUGACCUGCUCGCUGUACCAGGACAGGUGUCAGUAUAACUCGGCUUACUUCAGCCUGAGCGCCUCUUUCUUCCGUAUGGACUGCUACGGACCAGGACUUCCGCUGUUUACACUGAUGGACAACAGAGGGCCUGCUAAAGAGAUUCAGGUCCUUGAGGACAAUAAGAAACUGGAAAAUAUUCUGACUACUGAGAUUCUGAUGCCAACCAUCAAGCGUGCCACGAUGAAGAUCGCAGGAUACAACCUCUGGUAUCAGAUGAUGUUUCCACCGGAUUUUGACUCCUCUAAAAAGUACCCUCUUUUCAUUCAAGUAUAUGGUGGUCCAGCCAGUCAGAACACAGACUAUGUGUUUCACCUGGAGUGGGCCACGUACCUGUGCAGCACAGAGAAGGUGAUCAUCGCCAGCUUCGACGGCAGGGGAAGCGGUUACCAGGGUGACGAGAUAAUGCACGCCAUCUACGGCCGGCUGGGAACGUACGAGGUGGAAGAUCAAAUCUCGGCCGUGAGAAAGUUCAUUGAAAUGGGUUUCAUUGACAAAGACAGAAUUGGCAUGUGGGGUUGGUCGUACGGCGGUUAUGUGACAUCCAUGGUCCUGGGAUCUGGAAGCGGACUGUUCAAAUGUGGAAUUGCCGUGGCUCCUGUUGCUAAGUGGGACUAUUAUGAUGCUGUGUACACUGAGAGAUACAUGCAUCGUCCUGAGGAAAACAUUGAAAGUUAUAAAAAUUCAACAGUGACCGACAGGGCUAAAAAUUUCAAAUCAGUGCAAUACAUGCUGGUACACGGCACUGCAGACGACAACGUCCACUUCCAGCAAGCUGCUCAAAUUUCCAAAGCCCUGGUGGAAAGUCAAGUUGAUUUUGAAGCAAUGUGGUACACAGAUAAGGAUCACGGACUGUCUGGUAAAGCGCGUUACCACCUCUACACACACUUGAACCAUUUCCUGCAGAACUGCUUCGCGGAGAAAAAAUAAGCGGACUUAUUGAUGCAUUACGAAGACACGUUCCUUUUACAUUGACACAAACACUGUUCAUGUUAGUUGGUAUUUUAGAACUUGUUGAUGGGAACAAACUCUUAUGACAGAGUCAAUGACAUUUAUUAUACGUUUUAUAUAUAUAUAUAUAUAUAUAUAUAUAUAUAUAUUUUUUUUUUUUUAUGUGAAAUUUGUACUAGCUGUUCUUUUUCUUAUCAAAUUGCUGUAAUGAUUAAUUCACAAAUGUGACCUGAUAUGAAUGUAGUUUGUAUCACAGACGUCCGACAUGUUUUAUAAUGUUACAUUUACAAAAUUGAUUGUGGAAUCCAUAGAGUUCUAUGCAGGUGUGUUUAUGCACUGACUUCAACGUUUGUUCUGAGCAUGUCUGUAUGAAAACUGAUCAACUCAAACAUGGUUUGAAUGCCUUGGUCUUUUGACUCAUUCUUUAUAUAUCCUGAAAAAUAUUUCUGUAUGCAAAACAAUUCUAUGUCUACAUUUCCAUUUUAUAUCAUACAUAUAAGUUUGGACACAUUGGACUGAAUUUUGAUACUUCUAUCUCUGUGUCUUGACUAUUUUAUUUUUACUUAUUUGUCUGGUAGUGUAUGAAUAUAACCGUAUAUUUUAUAGUAUAUGAACAGUGCCCCCUGCUGGUUGAACUAUUGAAUUGUAUUCCAAAGGAAAUUUGUCUUUUCUUUUUAACAGUCCCAAGAGGACAGAUAAAUGUCAUUAAAAUAAAAUGA
Messenger RNA from Puntigrus tetrazona (Sumatra barb), 3412 nucleotides. RefSeq names its product fibroblast activation protein, alpha. Bases 420 to 2672 code for a protein of 750 amino acids. Gene Ontology annotation, biological process: proteolysis. The record is from RefSeq and is a predicted model, not a curated record. NCBI's taxonomy places the organism in Eukaryota, Metazoa, Chordata, Actinopteri, Cypriniformes, Cyprinidae. Gene Ontology annotation, molecular function: dipeptidyl-peptidase activity; serine-type endopeptidase activity. The transcript is spliced from 26 exons.